Cryptotermes secundus is the source of this 2545-nucleotide messenger RNA. Its product is annotated as dynein regulatory complex protein 1. Gene Ontology annotation, biological process: regulation of cilium movement; cilium-dependent cell motility; axonemal dynein complex assembly. The record is from RefSeq and is a predicted model, not a curated record. The coding region runs from base 22 to 2406 and encodes 794 amino acids. Lineage: Eukaryota; Metazoa; Arthropoda; Insecta; Blattodea; Kalotermitidae. The transcript has 15 exons. Gene Ontology annotation, cellular component: axoneme; axonemal dynein complex.
AGCAAUAACAAAUCCAUAAAAAUGAAGGAAGCUGCGAAAGUUGGAGAAACGGCUGAGUUCCAGACAACUUCCCUAGAUUCUAAAGAACGAAAACUUGUCCGGCGGUUGAGAAUUCAGAGAAGACUACAGAAAGCACAGCAACAGCAGCACACUGACGUGUGCCAGGAGCAUGAAGACAUGGAUAACAAGACCAUGCUGGAGAAACAAUUAGAGAGUAGCGAGAACCAGCUGGAAAAAUUGCUAUUGGAAGGGAAGGAAUUGGUAACAAAUGUUCGCAUAGCAACUGAUGCUCGUGAGGUAAGUCGAAGGAAAGAUGAAGUUGCUGCAAAGGAAAAACGUCUCAAGAGACUGGAAGAUCAAACAAGGGAGAGUGCAGAAAAAUUCAAUGAAGUAAAUUCUAGGUGGAAAGUCAUCUUAGAGUCAAGUGAUCCUCUGGAUCUACAUCAUAAUAUAGAAGAACAGAGAGUGAAAUGUGCAGAGCUUAUUGCACAGAAGGACAAGCUCAUCAAGGAGCUGAGGGAGGAACUGAAAUUGGCAGAUGAUAUGUUUGAUAAAGAUCAAGAAAAGCAAAAGGAAGAUUUCUGGCUCCUGGCAGAGAGGAUAGACAAUCAAGUAAAAAUGAUGAGAAACGUUUAUAAGGAUGAGCUGAAGCUCAUUGAGGAAGUGAUUGAACUUGAGCACAAUGAGCUGAUGAAGGUGAGCAACAGCAAGUGGGAGGCCCUGUACAAGGAACAUGAGAAGCUUGAGAUAAAGCAUAUGGAGAAGAAGUUCCAAGCAGUUAACAGACAUGAGGAUGAGAUAUGCAGAAUAUCUGUGGAACAUCAUGAGAAGUUCAGAGAGGUUAAGCUCAAGCUGCAGACAGACAUACAGGUGCUGCAACAGGAGCUGCAAAUUGUGAAGACACAAUGCUUCAUGAACAGUGUGAAACUUGACUACAAUUUACAAGUGCUUAAGAAGCGGGAAGAGGAAAACCUCAUUGUACGAGCGCAGCAGAAACGCAGAAUCAACAGACUUCAAGAUGUGGUGACUGAUCUGAAAAAGAAAAUAGCUGCGACAGAGAAGUCAACAAAAACAGAGUCUGCACGGUUGACAGAGGAGGUGGAAAGGCUGCACCAUAAUAUAUUUGACAUAGAAGGCAAGGCUGACCAUUUUGCAGAGAUGAAUGACAGGAAGUAUCAGCAGGUGUGGAAUCUCAACAGAGAUACUGCCAAGAAACUGCUGGACAAGAUAUUGGACAUUGAUCGCAUAUUGCAUGAGCAACAACUCGGACUGGAAUGGACCUGUCCUGAUUUGUGCCCGCUGUAUCAGGAAGACCUGUCAUCACAUUGCUCUGCCAUGCAGGUCGUUGCAGAUGUGUCUCCUAAGAAAGAUGCUCAUGACACAGAGAGUGGAACACGACCAUUUGGAUUCCCAAUGACAAAAGAAGUGGAAACAGUGCAUGCGGAGGACGUGUCAGUAUGGAAAAUCCUCAAAUUGGUGGCCGACAAUUCAGAUUUUCUUGCUGAAAAACAACUCAAGGAUCUACUUGAACCAUAUACUGACAAGGAGAAGAUGCUCGUAAAAAUUGACAGUGUUUUUACUAUUCUGGGAGUAAACACUGAAGCAGAGAUAUUGAUGUUAAAGAAAUGCUUCCUACCAUAUGCAAAGUGCAGCGUGUGUUCCACACAACAGGAAGAGAGGGCGACCACCAUAUUUAAGGGCUCCCAUUCAUCCCUUGGCAGCACAUCAACUCCUGGAAACACAGAUACUGCAAUGGCAGGUUUGGUACCGGAUACCAACAACAAAUUUGGUGUCGAGUCUGCAGAAGAGGAUGAACAGCUCCAUGACAUGGACAUUACAGCAACUGAAGUCACUUCUACCCCUCCCACAUCCAUUGCUGACAUUACAGAUAAACUUCACUUCAUACACAGCAAACCAGAUUGUCCUGACACACAUUCACUUGUCAUUGAUCCUGUGUUUGUAUUGAAAGUUCUACGAGAUUUUGUCACCAAAUUUUCUGCAGAAGAAUACAGACAUCUCACAAAUCUGACAUCCAGCUUCUCAGCGAAGCACAGUACAUUGUGCCGCCUCAUUUCAACACAAGAUGUUGCCAACUUUUGGACAAAAUUCCGUGAGAUAUUCUCUCCAGAGCGAGAAAAACUGUGGGAUGGUCUGUUAAUAGGACUGCAGAGAUACCACUGUAUUCUGGAAGACCGCCAUAAACUGAAUGUGAAGACUGAAAAACUUAGACAGCAGAAUGCUGACCUGAGACGGCUUCUGCAUUUCUACAUCCAGAACCCUGAAAAUGAAUCCAUGUUCUUGUCAUCAUGGGAACGUCUUAAACCCAUCUCAAGAAAUGGUCUCCAAAGGAAGAGCAAAAUUAAGUUUGCAAGAGCAACUACAAGCAUUGGCAGAAAGUCUACAUAGAGGCAAGAGCUAUCUUGUGAAUCCAAUACGCUCACAGCUACAUCAUUUUUUGUGUAACUAACUAACAUCAUGGAGCAAAGCCCUUCUUGAGAAGCCGCCAAUUGUGUAGCUAUUCAAGACUUUUCCAACAAUUUAUGGA